This is a messenger RNA of Erigeron canadensis, 1210 nucleotides long. RefSeq lists its product as uncharacterized. NCBI's taxonomy places the organism in Eukaryota, Viridiplantae, Streptophyta, Magnoliopsida, Asterales, Asteraceae. The coding region runs from base 217 to 840 and encodes 207 amino acids. The transcript has 9 exons. The record is from RefSeq and is a predicted model, not a curated record.
GCUAGUUUUCAAAGGAUUUUGGGUUGGCUCCCAAAUACAGAAAGUGGGAAUGAUCAAUAAACAAUAGUGACAACUCUGACACACCAAAUGUUUUAGAGUGUCCACUUUCUCCAACGUCUCUCGCUCUCUCUCUCUCUCUCAAGUACGAAAGACUAUUGCUUUCUUCAAUUCACUUCCGUCAUUAUCAUCAUCUUCAUCUCUGUAAGCUGAAGAUAAAUGGGAGAUGUAACAGGCAAAACCAAUGGCAGUACGGUCAAGAACAAAGCUGGGAAGGAAACUGAAAAUGGUCAACCAAACAUGGAAGUUAUUUUUGGGGAGAUGCUAUGGGUCAAGCUUGAUCAAGGUUCAUGGUGGCCUGCACAGGUUGUUGAUGAUAAUUCGAUAAGUUUGGCCUAUAAACCUAGCAGUAAAGGAUCAAAGAGUGAUGUUCUUGUUCGAUUAUAUGGAAGUUAUACGUACAACUAUGUAGACAUUCAUGGUUCCCGUGCCGAGUUUAAGGAUAUCCUAAUGAAAAAGAAUUUCAAUUACGAGAGCAUUUUCAAGGAAACUCUGGAGCAGGAUCUUCCAAGCUUAAAAUCCAGCAGAUCAAAGAAGCGACAGUCUAAUUCCAAAGACAGCUAUUUUUUUCUGAUCAAGUGUAUGAGUGUAUCUGAGCUUGGUAUUGAUAAUGUCGUAUGCUUAUCAUCACAGGAUCACAAAAGGAUAUAUCGGAUAAAUCCCAGGUUUCAAGCAAAAAAUUUAAGUCUGCUGAAUCUGAACCUCAAACUCCAGAUACCAAGGCAAAUGGGGUGUACAAUGAACCAUCUUCUGCAAACAAUGAAAGCAGUGCUCGUCGACUGAAGGUGAUGCAGAUUCUUGGUUUAGUUGCUCCGUCAGGAUCCCCCUUCCCUCGAAGAAUUGUGAAUUAACUGUUCAAUCUCAUUUUCUUCUAACCCGUCUAUUGCUUCUAACUCAUUUUGAUAACUAAAACGUGAUGAUGAUGAUGAUGACGACGAUGAUCAGCAUUGAAUGAUUUCAUGUUUUGAGGCAUGUCCUGUAGAUGCUAAUAUCUUUUAGCUGCUUUAUGCAAGUCUGAUUUUCCUUCUAAUAUUAUCUUGUUAAGAGAUGUUUUAGCCUUUUAGGUGUUUGAUUAUUAUUCCAAUGUUCAUUGGUACGUGUUACGACGAAUCCAUUCUGUUCUUUUAACGAGACCCGUUGGUUUACUUGAACU